Anthostomella pinea is the source of this 522-nucleotide messenger RNA. NCBI's taxonomy places the organism in Eukaryota, Fungi, Ascomycota, Sordariomycetes, Xylariales, Xylariaceae. The record is from the annotation of a GenBank genome assembly.
AUGCAGCUUCUCAUUCUGCUUGUUACCCUCGCCACCACGGCAGCGGCCACCCCCCUCUUCGGCCGCACCGAAAUCACGCGACGCGGCAGCCUCCGACCACGGCAGCUCAUCACCAGACAGCUGGACCUCGUCGACCUGCUCCCCCGCGACCUCGUAUCGGUCAACGGCCCGCUCGUCGCGGUGACUUCGUCCUCGGAGAGCACCAGCGGCACCGGAAGUUCCUCUAGCACCUGCGGGCUGACGGGCUGUGCCGAGUCCUCCGAGUCGGCCAGUGGGGGCAUGAGCGCGACAUCCGGUACAAGCUGCCAGUUCCUCGGCGGUUGCGCGUCCGCAGCCUCUGCAGCCUGCGAGCAGAAUAAUAACGUGACGAACGUGACCACGAGUUCUUCGCUGUGUGGAGACGGAAAGAGCACGAACAGCAAGGGAAUUCUGAGCGCAGGGCUGCUGGAUGGCGUUGGCAGUUUGGUCGGAGGGAGUAGCAAGAGGGUUGUGAGAAGUCUGGCUGCUGCUCUGAGGAGGUAA